Molecule: messenger RNA, 3413 nt
Organism: Vombatus ursinus (common wombat)
Lineage: Eukaryota; Metazoa; Chordata; Mammalia; Diprotodontia; Vombatidae
Gene: MCM5
Product: minichromosome maintenance complex component 5
Exons: 17
Coding region: 114-2318 (734 amino acids)
Biological process (GO): double-strand break repair via break-induced replication; DNA replication; DNA replication initiation
Cellular component (GO): nucleus; MCM complex
Molecular function (GO): 3'-5' DNA helicase activity; single-stranded DNA binding; ATP binding
Source: RefSeq, a predicted model, not a curated record
CAGUGUCUGUAUUUUCCCGCGAAGCUCCUCCAUCCGCCUCGGGCUUCUCGGUGCAGGUAACGUGGAUUUGGCCGGCGGGAGGUGAGGGGACGCCAGCCAGUGCAGCCACAGCCAUGUCGGGCUUCGAUGACCCCGGGAUCUUCUACAGCGACAGCUUCGGGGGGGACCCCGGGGCCGAGGACGGGCAGGCGCGGAAGUCCCAGCUGCAGAAGCGCUGUAAGGAGUUUCUGCGCCAGUACCGUGUGGGCACUGACCGCACCGGCUUCACCUUCAAGUACAGAGAUGAGCUCAAACGCCAUUACAACCUGGGUGAAUACUGGAUCGAGGUCGAGAUGGAGGACCUGGCCAGCUUCGACGAGGACCUUGCGGACUACCUGUACAAGCAGCCGGCCGAGCACCUGAAGCUGCUGGAGGAGGCCGCCAAGGAAGUGGCCGAUGAGGUGACCCGGCCGCGGCCCGAGGGGGAGGAAACCCUGCAGGACAUCCAGGUCAUGCUAAAGUCCGACGCCAGCCCCGCCAACAUUCGGAGCCUGAAGUCUGACAUGAUGUCCCACCUGGUGAAGAUUCCGGGCAUCAUCAUUGCGGCCACGGCGGUCCGCUCCAAGGCCACCCGGAUUGCCAUCCAGUGCCGCAGCUGCCGUAACACCAUCAAUAACAUCAGCGUGCGCCCGGGCCUGGAGGGCUACGCUCUGCCUAGGAAGUGCACCACGGAUCAGGCCGGGCGCCCCAAGUGCCCGUUGGACCCCUACUUCAUCAUGCCCGACAAGUGCAAAUGUGUGGACUUUCAGACCCUGAAGCUCCAGGAGUGCCCAGACGCCGUGCCCCACGGAGAGAUGCCUCGGCACAUGCAGCUCUAUUGUGACAGGUACCUGUGUGACAAGGUCGUUCCUGGCAAUCGAGUCACCAUCAUGGGCAUCUAUUCCAUCAAGAAGUUUGGCAUGAACUCGGCCAAGGGCCGCGACCGGGUGGGCGUGGGCAUCCGGAGCUCCUACAUCCGUGUCCUGGGCAUCCAGGUGGACACCGAUGGUUCAGGCCGAAGCUUUGCCGGGGCCGUGACCCCCCAGGAGGAGGAGGAGUUCCGGCGCCUGGCGGCCAUGCCCAACAUCUAUGACGUCAUUUCCAAGAGCAUUGCGCCCUCCAUCUUUGGGGGUGCAGACAUGAAGAAGGCCAUCGCCUGCCUCCUCUUUGGGGGCUCCCGCAAGAGGCUCCCGGAUGGGCUCACCCGCCGGGGAGACAUCAACCUGCUGAUGCUGGGCGACCCUGGCACGGCCAAGUCUCAGCUUCUGAAGUUUGUGGAGAGGUGUUCCCCCAUUGGGGUGUAUACUUCUGGAAAGGGUAGCAGCGCGGCCGGCCUCACGGCCUCCGUGAUGCGGGACCCUUCCUCCCGCAACUUCAUCAUGGAAGGAGGCGCCAUGGUCCUGGCCGACGGUGGCGUCGUGUGCAUUGAUGAGUUUGACAAGAUGCGAGAAGACGACCGAGUGGCCAUCCACGAGGCCAUGGAGCAGCAGACCAUCUCCAUCGCCAAGGCCGGCAUCACCACCACCCUGAACUCCCGCUGCUCCGUGCUGGCCGCCGCCAACUCCGUCUUUGGCCGCUGGGACGAGACCAAAGGCGAGGACAAUAUUGACUUCAUGCCCACCAUCUUGUCCCGCUUUGACAUGAUCUUUAUCGUCAAGGACGAACACAACGAAGAGAGAGACAUGACUCUGGCCAAGCACGUCAUCACCCUGCACGUGAGCGCGCAGACUCAGACGGAGGCCGUGGACGGUGAGAUCGAGCUGGGCAAGCUGAAGAAGUUCAUCGCUUACUGUCGAUUGAGAUGUGGGCCCCGUCUGUCUGCGGGGGCCGCGGAGAAGCUGAAGAAUCGCUAUAUCCUGAUGCGCAGCGGGGCCCGCCAGCACGAGCGCGAGAGUGAGCGCCGCUCCAGCAUCCCUAUCACGGUCCGGCAGCUGGAGGCCAUCGUCCGGAUCUCUGAGUCCCUGAGCAAGAUGAAGCUGCAGCCGUUUGCCACGGAGGCUGAUGUGGAGGAGGCGCUGAGGCUGUUCCAGGUGUCCACGCUCGAUGCCGCCCUGUCCGGCUCCCUGUCAGGGGUGGAGGGUUUCACCAGCCAGGAAGACCAAGAGAUGCUGACGCGGAUCGAGAAGCAGCUGAAACGCCGCUUCGCCAUCGGCUCCCAGGUCUCCGAGCACAGCAUCGUGCAGGAUUUCACCAAGCAGAAAUACCCCGAGCACGCCAUCUACAAGGUCCUGCAGCUCAUGAUGCGCCGUGGCGAGAUCCAGCACCGCCUGCAGCGGAAGGUCCUCUACCGCCUCAAGUGACCUCCUGGCCCCUCAUGCCUGCAUCUGCGCCUGCGGCCUCAUCAGGACUCUUCUCCCCUCCGCCAGCUGGUGCUGUUGCUGCUGUUUCCGGGCCGGCCUGCCUCCCCUUGGGCCCCUGAGGAAGUCCUGCCCUUCGCCCUGGCUCCCCCCUCCUGCGCCCCUCCCUCCCGCGCCGGGCCGCCAGACCGGGGCUCCAGCCGCAUGGGGGUCCUUGGGUAGAAGUGGGAAAGUCAAGAGAUUUUGGGUGUGCUUGGUCUUGUAACAAUAAAGAAGUGAUUUGUUUUUGGGGACACCUACGAGCUGCUUCUGGGAGACCUCGAGAGGCGUCGUGUGGGUGUCGGCCCUCAUGGAGGGGGGCUCGUCGCCUGUUAGGGCCCAGCUCUGGACCGUGGCCUCCUGUAGGGUAGUAAGAGACUCCUGGAGGUUAGUACCUGCCCGAAAGGGUACGCAGUCGCCUCCCUUUCAGGGAGAGAGCAGCCCACCUGUCCCUUCCUCCUUGUCUGGGGGGACCUUCUGCCCCCAGGGCUGGCUGGAGCCCUCCUCCAUUAGAGAACCGCCCAGAUAAUCAGAGACUAGGCUUUGGGGUGCUGUGUCCCCCUCCCCCCGUCCCUCCAUUUCAAAAACAACCCCCCUUCCCAGUCAGGGCGGAUUGGCCCCCAAGCACCAGGAGUGAAGGUGACUUGUUCAGGGUCACACCGCCUGGUUGCGUUCCUGCCUCGGCCAGAAGAAUAAGAUAAAAAUGGGAAGCUCCCGGCCGGCCGCACCCCCAGCCUCGGCAUCCCCAGUGAGGUGUGAGAGAGAGAGGAUGUCUGACUCUAUCCUUUGUCUCAGUCGUCUGUGCUGGCAGCCAGCCUCCCCCCUCCGUGCCUGGAUCAUGGGCCCCGGGCUGGCCCCUCACAGCCCCCGGGGGGAUUGUCUGACCUUGCAGAGCCAUCCCGGCAGAGGAGACGGGGCUUUGUCCAAACCCAGGAGGGGCUUUCCGAGCCUGGAAGCAUCUCCAGCCUCGUUACCCACAGAGAGGCCUUGACUCUUGUCUGAAACUACCCUGGGUCUGUGGGACUGUGAACAGAAGGCCUCUGGUAGGGGGCAAGUGUG